GCGCUGGAUUCACCUCAUCUGAUCUGACCACUCGUUCUUAACAGCAGCUGAGAGGAUGCGGGUUCGAGCGCUGCUGAUCCUGAUACUCACAUCAGUAUUAAUCACACAUGCUCAAGGUCUUGCUCUGAUGUAUAUUCUGGAGAACAGUUUCAAAGCUGAAUCUGGAUCCAGGUCUGAUGUUCCUAAGAUUGUGAUUCUGAUCACGGAUGGGAAAUCUCAGGAUGAUGUUCUUCUUCCUGCUCAGAGACUCAGAGACGCUGGGAUUGAGCUCUUUGCUAUCGGAGUGAAGAAGGCUGAUGAGAAUGAGCUGAGAGCCAUCGCCUCCCCACCGGAGGAAACACACGUGUAUUACGUGGAUGAUUUCAGCUUGAUGAGCUCCAUCAUGGAGAAACUCAACAGGAGCGUCUGCGAGCGCAUCUCUGAACUCAACAGAGAGAUCAGCGUGAACAUCCACACAUGUGAAACUCCAGCCGUCGCCGACAUCGUGAUUCUGGUGGACGGAUCGCGGAGUAUCGGACGAUUGAACUUCAAAACUGUGAGGAGCUUUCUGGGAUUGUUUGUCAGGGCCUUCGCUGUUGGAUCAGAACAAACACGCAUUGGUUUGGUGCUGUACAGCAAGGAUUCAUGGACCUUGUGGCAUCUGAACACUCACAGCACUAAAGGGGCCCUGACUGAUGCCGUGAGGAAUCUGCCUUAUAAAGGAGAAAACACACGCACAGGUCUUGCUCUGACGUAUAUUCUGGAGAACAGCUUCAAAGCUGAAUCUGGAUCCAGGUCUGAUGUUCCUAAGAUUGUGAUUCUGAUCACGGAUGGGAAAUCUCAGGAUGAUGUUCUUCUUCCUGCUCAGAGACUCAGAGACGCUGGGAUUGAGCUCUUUGCUAUCGGAGUGAAGAACGCUGAUGAGAAUGAGCUGAGAGCCAUCGCCUCCCCACCGGAGGAAACACACGUGUAUAACGUGGAUGAUUUCAGCUUCAUGUUAGACAUCAUGGAGAAACUCAACAGGAGCAUCUGCGAGCGCAUCUCUGAACUCAACGACACCCGAUCUGAUGCUCCCAGUGACCUUAUGACCUCUGAGGUCACGGCCAGGAGAUUCUGUGUUACUCGUCCAGUGAAUCUCUAAGAGGCGCCGAGAGCACAAGUGACAAAAACAAUGACGAUGAUGAUGAUGGAGAGGAAGAUGAAGAUGCCGUCAGAAGGGCUUCUGUUUGCAGCGU
This is a messenger RNA of Labeo rohita (rohu), 1214 nucleotides long. RefSeq names its product collagen alpha-1(XIV) chain. NCBI's taxonomy places the organism in Eukaryota, Metazoa, Chordata, Actinopteri, Cypriniformes, Cyprinidae. The transcript has 10 exons. Gene Ontology annotation, cellular component: interstitial matrix. The record is from RefSeq and is a predicted model, not a curated record. Bases 56 to 1120 code for a protein of 354 amino acids.